Messenger RNA from Pocillopora meandrina, 6214 nucleotides. The record is from the annotation of a GenBank genome assembly. NCBI's taxonomy places the organism in Eukaryota, Metazoa, Cnidaria, Anthozoa, Scleractinia, Pocilloporidae.
CCAGAGGAGUAGCAUUUGAUAAGAAUAAUAACAUUAUAGUGGUGGAUACUCUUAACAGCCUUGUUCAAUUGUUCAGUAAGCAGGGUGAGUACCUGAGCCAGUUUGGUGGUAAAGGAAAUCUUGACCACCCGCUGGAUUAUCCUCAUGGUUUAUCUGUAGAUAAUAAAGGCAAUAUUAUUGUUGCUGAUAGGUAUAACGAAUCAAUUAAGAUCUUUCCUCCUGAUGGUCAUUACUUAAAUUAUGUAAAUUCAGGGAUGAGGGUUCUUUUACCUUCCCUUCUCACUACUCUCAAUAUGACAAAUAUCUGAUAGUGUCAGAUGCAAACGAACAUUGUAUCAAAGUGUUUGCUGGAAAUGGUAAUUUUCUAUACAAAUUUGGAAAUAAGGGGAGGGGAUGGGGGAGUUCAAUAACCCUUUGUCAUUUGUCAGUUAACAAGGUAGGACACCUGAUGGUUUAUGAGACUUCAAACCACAGAGUUCUGGUAUUUGAGCUGAGUGGAAAAAUUUUAACAAAAUCUGGAUCAAAAGGAAAUUCUAAUACUAGUCAUAAUGCAUCAUGUCCCUACUUCAAAAACUGAUUGAUAGCUUGUUUAGUUAAAGUUUGAAUGUGUACUUUCAAGUGCUAAGUUGUGAGACUGCAUGAACUUUGAGACAGAAUAACAGAAGAAACCCAUGCUUUAUUCCUUUUAAACCCUUUACACCUUAGCAUCAGUAUGCAUAUUCUCCACACUGUUCUUUAUACAUUUCCUAAGGCACUGACAAGGAGAAUUUGUUUGCUGAUCUAAAGAUUCUUUUCAUGGUGAUCAUUCACUUUAUUCUCAUGACCUUAAUGUGUGAUUAAGGGCUGAUAUUGUAGGGAGAAAUAAGAAGGUGGUCAAUCUUAGGUUUUAAAGGGUUAAGUGGAUCCAUCAUUCUUAUUUUCAUCAAGCGCCCUAAACAACCACCAGGUGAGUCCUCCUAUCAAUUGACGGUGGAUGAAGGAUGGUGGAAUUUGCAGUGAUGCUCAGUUGUUAUUUAUCAAAUCCAACACUGUGAUAUGACAGUGAUCUAAAUCUUACAGAGUGUGUUGUUUGUUUUGUUUAGGCUCCCAUGGGCAGAGUUACAUGAUUGAUCAAGUUGUUGUGGUUAUGCUGUUCAAUGAACCUUUGUGCAAAGUCAUAGAUGCUUGGCAUCCUUGUCAGAGUAAAAAUUUACCUAUGUUUUAAGUUUUGACAAUCUAUUCUUUUACGUCUGCUCUCUAAUAAGUAACUGGAAUUUUUCUUUUUAAUUCCACACUUCAAUUGGGUGGAUAGCUCAGUAUGUUUUGCUAUCACUGAUCUGCUAGAUAGGGAUUUAUUAAUUUUGUAGAAUAGCCUCAUACAGUGUAUGCCCUCUAUGCAACUGGGGCCUGUUCUGUAAGACUAUGACACUCAGCUCUAUUGAAAUGUUGUAACUUAAUUUCACUGUGACGUUGGAUCACAAUGUCCUCCAUUGACCCAUAGGACUUGCAACAAAGUGGGAUACAACCAAAACAUCCUACAAUUAAUCUUAAAAAGCAUGGCAAAAUCAGCUACUAGAAGCCGAGGUUUGACUUUUUUUGAAAUAGUAAUAGAGAUCAGUUACUAAUGACACUUCUCUCUUGUUUUGAGAGACACUCUCACCUUAAAUGCACAGGAAUGCUUGACUAUAAAACUGAUAUGAUAUCAUUUACAACUUUACCCCUGAUUAAAAGAUGAUAAAAAGGCAUUUAAUUGUCACAAUGUACUUACAAAUUCUUUUCCCUCAAACAGGUGAUGCUGAUUGACUCCAAUGCUCUGCUUGACACAUUGGAAAAUUACCUCAGAAAACAUAGGUAAAUGUACAUAGAUGAUCUCUGUAACAUCUGUUGAUUUUUCCUACUGAGUUCCUUAAUGUCUAAGUGCCCUGAACCCUUUCACUCCCAAGAUGAAAUGAUCAAUUCUCUGCUCUGUACUUCAAACAUUUAUAACAAGUUUGGCUUUGAUAAUAUUUUGUCAAUUAAAACAAAUGAAUAUACCCAAGUUUAUGUCCUCCUUUCUUUCUCAUCACCCUUUUAUUUGAAUUUGUGUUAAUAUUGUAAGGAGAAAUUUCUUUUUGGUCACACUAGGGAGUACAUGUACAUGUGCAUGUUUUUUUUACCAUGUAACUCCUUUAACUGACAUAUUUUAUGUAUAUAGUAUGGUAAUGCUGUUCUACUUUCAACCAGGAGACACAUGUGCAGUGUUCAGAUGAAAGUUGUUCACUUGAAGUUCAUCAUGAUAACUUAGCUCAGUGUAACUUAUUUGUUGUUGUUGUUGUUGUUGUUGUUGUUGUAGAUUUUGUACUGAAUGUAAAUCGAAAGUUUUGAGGGCAUACAGUAUUCUGGUAGGAGAUUUGGAUGGGCCGAGUGAAAAGGGGUAGGUAUGAAGUGAUGUAAAGACAACAAUAUACCUGUGAGAGUGCUUAAUUUCCUUAGACCUGUCGUGUUAGAAGUUUGGAUGGUUUUUUGGCCUUGCUAGGGGAUUUUCUCCAGGAUUCUCAGGUUUCCUUUCUUGACAAACCAGCCUAUGGUGCAGGUGUCUUAAUAGGGGUCAACAUUACAAGUUUGCAAUCAGUUAUUCCUCUGUCCAUGUUUGGUAUAGCACUAGAGUGGACAGAAGGGAGGCCUCUCCUUUCUUUUGACUGUUGCUCACCCCCUUGGUACAAUUUGUUUUCUCUCCCCAGCCUUUCCACUGCUGUAAAAGUCAAAGACAGCAGCUUAAUUUUCACCAAGAAAAUACAGAGUACUCAGUUGCCAAAACUAUACCUGCUCUGCAGGCUAUUGAAAACCUCAUAAGCAAAUUGAUAUGUUCUGUGCUUUUUUGAAACAUCUCAUAGAUUAACAAGCAAUUUUUCUUUCCUGACUCAUCUAGUUACUGUGCUACUUUGUAUGAUGGUCUUAAAAGCUGUCUUCAAGACCGUCAUGUCCAUGUACUGUGUGAUACAGACUACAUUGCACAUUUAAUUGGACGGGCAGAACCAGAGCUGUCUGGAGGGUAUGCUAUAUACUUGCAUCCUGUUGUAGCUCAUGACAGGGCUUUUCAAAGGCAUCAUUAUUUUUUAUGUGGUUCUGGCCACCUACUUUUUGCUUUUCAUUUAACUUGGUUUUAUACAAGAAAUGAGGGUGAUUAGUAGAAAUGAAAAGCUUUUCACUCAUGGGAGCUUUAAGGAGCUCUGUCACUAUAGGUUGUUUCCUGUAGUGUGAUAUUGCUAUUGGGUGGAAGAGUGUAAGGGUCUUAUCCCUUCCCCCUGUGUGCAGGGGAAGAAGUGGUAAUUUAUCAUAAUCAAAAGCUACGAAUGCUUAAAAAUGCCUGUAAGGCAUCAAUGAGAAGCUCCACCAACCCCUCUCUCUAGAGAGAACCUUGCUUAAAGCACUACUUCUUUUAGAUUCUUUCCUGAAUUUUUUCUUAACCCUUUACAUCAGCAUGUAUAUUCUCCAUACUGUUCUUCAGACAUUUCCUACGGCUCUGACAAGGAGAUUUAAGUUAAAACUCAAGAGCUUUUCAAAUUGAUGAGCAUUUCCUCAAUUUUUCUUGAGCUUAAUGUUUGGUUUAGUAGUGAUACCUUAGUGAGAAAUUAGAUGCUAGUCACCCUCAAAGGUUAAAGGGUUAAGAGUGUGAUGUAUCGCUAAAGUAGGUUCAAAACACUUUGUUAACAGAGUACUAGCUUCGAUUCAUAAGUUUGUCUUGUAUUUGUUCAAUCGGUGCUCUAUGUCGGAGGAUGUUCUUUCCACUUACCGAUAUCGUUAAUUCCCUAAAACUACUUUUCCGCAACAAGGUUAGCUGGUGGUUAGUAUCGCUGAGGCUUCUUUCCGUACUAAUUUAAGCCAUUUUGUUUUCGGUCCAUCUUGAAGGUGUUAACGUGUUUUUUACACGAGUGCCGUUUUGACUUUGUCAGGUGGCGGUUGAAGAAAAGCAAGGCAUAUCACGCCUGGAACAACUCGUCGAAGAGAUUUCUGAGGUGGAGAGAGCCAAGGAACUCAGAAGGGAGCAGAAGCAGCGAACAAUGAACUGAAAGCAGAGGAAACUGCGAAAAACGAGGAGGUAUUGGAAGAGGAAGAGGUAUGUGUGAACGAGAACGUGGAAGAGACUGAGGAAAUUAAUGGACAUGGCGAUAUAGCUGUGAAGAUGAUGAAGAUGACGGAGGCAGUGGCGGUUCACCGUGCAGUUGUGAAGACUUGAGCAACUGUGAGCGAAGCAAGAGCAAAAAUCGGGUUUUAGGAAUGGUGACUGUGGGUACGUAUCUUUUCCAGGUUACCAGACCCAGUUGCUCAAAGGGUGCCUAACGCCAUCUAAAGGAUAAAUUGCUAUCUAGCGGAUAAGUGUGAAGUAAAUGUGCUGGGCUAUCUGAUGGAUAGGGAUUUAUUUAGUGGAAAGUGUUAUCCAACCUUCAAACAACCGGGGCCAGAUUGUUAGCAUUGAAAACACUUUUCUGUAGCUUGUUACGGAGGAAGUUGAUAAAGUACUUCAGAGUUAAAUCGACGCUAAAAUUGCUAGUUGCCUUUCCUGGUUGAUCUUUUGCGCCUUAAAAUAAGUAUGUAGAAGGUGAGUAGGUGUAUAUUGUCCAUACUUUUCGCUUUACGUUUCCUAAGAAAAUGACGAGGAGAAUAUGUGAAACAAUCGGGAGCUUCUCAUUUUCUUUGUUCUCAUGACCUUAAUGCUUGAUUCAUGGAUGAUGCUGAUAAAUUAGAGUCUAGACGCAGUAUUGGUUUAAGGGUUGACAAGCAUUUGUGCUGUAAUCCCAGCUAUUUUCCUUUCAUUUAUUGACUUGAAGUGAUCUGUUGUAGGUACGUAGCAGAGUACAAUAAAUGGUCCAGGAUGGUACACCAGAGUGGAGACAUGUGUAAUCAUGGCGAAGAUUCUUCGACGUUAGGAGGAGAGGAAGAGGAUAUAUGUACAGAUUGUUUGAGUGGGAGCCCAAUUAGUGGUGGAUCUUCACAGAGCAAUAAUGGAAAGGGAAGAAAGAAGAAGGGCAAAAACAAGGAGAAGAAGGUAAACAUAUAAGCCUCCUAUCCACACCCCUUCACGAUGCUUGAUUAGUUAUCUCUUUUCACUCCCAUGAGCGACCAAGAGAGAAUUUCUCCUAACAGUAUCAAUAGAAUCUCUAUCAGACAAGUGAUGAGAAUAAAGAAAAAUAUCAUUUAGGGGAUUAUAAGUUGAUCCAAUAUCAAAUUCUCUAAACUAACAUCGCAAGAACUGUAUGGCAGACAGUUAGGAGAAUUACUAAUGAGAUCUUGGGAGUUAAAGGGUUAUUGUGCCGUAGUUUCAAUCGUCAUGCAAUCUUGUCACUCUAACAAAGGCGGUCACGCUUUUUUGCCGUGUGAAGCUUGCGUGACUAAAGGGAAGAUACCAAAUGUAAUUUUGCAAAUCGUUACUUUGUCCUUCCUCACCGUUAAGUCAAUGAAAGUAUUCACUCAUUCAUUCAUUCAUUCAUUCUAGUGUUCAAUAUUGUUUUUAUCUAUCUCUUUAGCAAAACUCGCCGAGACAUGAUAAGCAAGAAAAGCUUGUAGAAAAUAUUGAUGACGAAGAAAAACGGCUCCUGAAGCUAAUGGGUUGGAAGGAUGGAGGAACAGAGUCAAUGGUGAGCUAUUUUUAACUAUACUUCCGUCGUUCUAUGGCGAUUUAGGUUUUCUCUGGGAUCCGAUAACCUCAAGGGUAGAAUAUCCCCUGAUCUCAAACUUCCUGUUGCGUCACGAUUUGUGCUUGUUGAAAAAGUAAGCUUAAGUUCAUAUAGUCUUUUUUAAUUUUUAUGUACAGUCUGCUUAAAUCUUCUCCAUCCUUAGCUAUCUUUACUUCCUCCUAGUUUGUCUUUAACAUAUCUUCGUUUGUCUUUAUUAUCGUGUUAGUAUUUUGUAUUCUCCGUCACGUUGUGCACCACUGAGCCAGUUGCGACUGGUCACGCGAUCAUAAAUUAAUGCGAGAGGUUACGUCACACAAAUGUAUAUUGGGAUCGUGAACAACAGGACGCUUUUCUCUAGAUUGGUAUACUAUCGAUUAACCUUUGUCGUCUUUGUUCAUUUUACAUCAUAGGAGUGUUUUUUGUCGGAGGAAGAUCUUUGUAUAUCCGAGCAGGAAAUUCUACGGUUCAAAGCGAACCAAUCGUCAGUGUCACAGCAGCGACGGAAGCUUCGAGAGAAACUUCGACAACAAUUUAACAAUUUGACGCUUAAGGAGGGUCUUAACGUCGCUAUUGUUCAUUAG